GCCUACCACCAUGGGACGAAGCCGUUGAUAACCCAGGUGCAAAGAUAUCUCGACUCUGUAGCAUGUUGGGUGGGAGGGAAUGAUAGCUGGGCAUGGGAAUGUGAGCGUUACUUAGGUAAAGAUGGUCUGAAAGCGAAAGAGGGAGCGCCAGUCGUUUUGCUACCGAAGAAAGUUUAG
Messenger RNA from Serpula lacrymans var. lacrymans S7.9, 177 nucleotides. RefSeq lists its product as uncharacterized. Lineage: Eukaryota; Fungi; Basidiomycota; Agaricomycetes; Boletales; Serpulaceae. The annotation marks the transcript as partial. The record is from RefSeq and is a predicted model, not a curated record. The transcript has a single exon.